Eruca vesicaria subsp. sativa (arugula) is the source of this 2326-nucleotide messenger RNA. The record is from the annotation of a GenBank genome assembly. NCBI's taxonomy places the organism in Eukaryota, Viridiplantae, Streptophyta, Magnoliopsida, Brassicales, Brassicaceae.
CGAAACUAUAACUAUUUGGGACUCCCUGUUAUUUUAAAUUAAAUAUAGGGGCGUUGUUUUCCGUAUGAAGUUGAUUUGUCUGAAACACUGGGGCCCGACGUAAACAUUGGGAAGCUAGAACGCGCUCAAAAGUCAACACAUGUUACCGGCUGGUCAGGUUACCGUUAUAUAUUACAAACUGGCAGCUGUACGUCUUUGUCUUUUAAUAGCUGAAAAAGAAGUUUUCAAUUUUUUGUUUAUCUCUAAGCUUUCCCUUUGGUCUUUCUCACACCAUUCUUCUCCCUCCUCUGCGACUCGUAACGCUCUCUCCAGACAUCUCUCCGGAUUUAAUUGAUGGGAGCAUCAUCAGGAUCAAAUCUACCUCACCAAAUGCUACCACCACGUCAGCAACUACAAACUGUUCUCCCCCUUGCAUCUUCUGAACCACCACACUUAUCACGUUCCAGCUCCGGCAUUGUCCGUGAAUCACCAGCCGAAAGCGCCAGCUCUCAAGAAACAUGGCCAACCUCAAAGUCAAUCAUUCCAAAGAAGACAGAGAGCGGAAAGUCAGGAGGUCCUGACUCGCACGACCAACAUGUUAUCCACAAGGUGUCACUACAUGACAUAGCUAGAGAGAGAGUGGAGUUAGUCUCCGAGAGGAUGAUCCGAUUACCUGAAGGAUAUCUCGAGGAUUUAAAGAACGGGCUUAAAGCUAUCCUCGAUGGAAACAGUGAUGAGUUUAUGUUUCUUCAGAAGUUUGUUCAGACACGUCCGGAUUUGAACUCGAAGACACUUGUGAGAACUCACAGAGUGCAGCUUGAGAUCCUUGUGGUUAUGAAAACUGGUAUCCAAGCUUUCUUGCACCCAAACAUCAAUCUCUCUCAGACAAAUCUCAUCGAGAUUUUUUUAUACAAGAGAUGCAGAAACAUAGCUUGCCAAAACGAACUCCCAGCUGAUGACUGUCCUUGUGAGAUAUGCACUAACAGGAAAGGCUUCUGCAACCUUUGCAUGUGUGUGAUCUGUAGCAAGUUUGACUUUGCUGUGAACACGUGUCGCUGGAUUGGUUGUGAUGUGUGUUCUCAUUGGACUCAUACGGAUUGUGCUAUUAGAGAUGGAGAGAUUUCGAUGGGAGUUUCGGCUAAGAGUGUGUCUGGGAUGGGGGAGAUGCUGUUCAAGUGUAGAGCUUGUAACCAUACCUCUGAGUUGCUUGGUUGGGUUAAAGAUGUGUUUCAUCACUGUGUACCGAACUGGGAUAGGGAGGCUUUGAUGAAGGAGCUUGAUUUUGUACGUAGGAUUUUCCGUGGAAGUGAAGAUACAAGAGGAAGGAAACUGUUUUGGAAGUGUGAGGAGAUUAUUGAUAAGAUUAAAGGUGGCUUGGCUGAUGCAACAGCUGCUGCCAAAUUGAUACUCAUGUUCUUCCAAGAAAUUGAGUUGGACUCUCCAAAGAGCCUUGAAAACGGAGAAGGUGGAGGAAUGAUAGCACCACAAGACGCAUGCAACCGCAUAGCCGAAGUUGUAAAGGAGACACUGAGGAAAAUGGAGAUAGUUGGUGAGGAGAAGACAAGGAUGUACAAGAAGGCAAGGAUGGGGCUUGAGGAAUGCGAGAGAGAGAUGGAGGAGAAGGCAAAAGAAGUAGCUGAGCUGAAGAUGGAGAGGCAGAAGAAGAAGCAACAGAUAGAGGAAGUAGAGAGGAUAGUGAGGCUGAAACAAGCAGAGGCAGAGAUGUUUCAGUUGAAAGCAAACGAGGCGAAAAUGGAAGCAGAGAGGUUGGAGAGGAUUGUGAAAGCUAAGAAGGAGAAGACUGAGGAGGAGUAUGCGAGUAACUACCUGAAACAGAGGCUGAGCGAGGCGGAGGCAGAGAAAGAGUAUCUGUUUCAGAAGUUAAAAGAGCAAGAAAGUGGUGGUAGUGGUGGUGGUGGUGAGGCGUCACAGUCAGUGAUGUACUCAAAGAUCAGAGAGAUGCUGAGUGGAUACAAUGCACCGUCGCCAAGAGUUGAUCCAAGAUCAAACCAGCGAAACCAUUUUGGAUCCAAUCCUUGAAAUGUUUGUAUUCAUGUUCCAGCUUUGAAUCAAUUACUGUUGGAUUUGCGUGUGAACUGGGAAGUCUUGUAGUUGUAAUUGCAUUAAUGUUUAACUAGGAUAAGACCCGCCCCUUGCUCGGGAUGAAGCUAUUAUUUCUAUUAUGUUUUGCAAAAUGAAACAAUAGUUCGGUUUCAUUCGGAUUAGAGGUGUUCAAUCCGGAUAUCGGGUUUCGGUUCGGCUCGAUUUUUUGGUAUUUCGAUCAUUAAAAUAUAACUACUACUCUAAAUCUAUAUGUACUUCAGUUUGAUUUCGUUUAUAUACCAUC